GCAGUUUGUAGUUCUGUAACUAUUUCUUUACAUAGGAGGUUACCCUCUAGGUGCAUUAUUGUGUUUGAUUUCUUCGCAAGAAGGUUUUGGGCCUGAUAGUGGAAUUUGAAGGUGUUUUUAAAUAUUGAACUUUAUUCGUAAUUAAAUAUUUUUUAAGAAUGGCUAGACGUUAUGAUUCAAGAACAACAAUUUUUUCUCCUGAAGGGCGCUUAUAUCAGGUAGAAUAUGCUAUGGAAGCAAUAAGUCAUGCAGGGACUUGUCUCGGGAUCCUAGCAAACGAUGGCAUUAUUCUUGUAGCUGAGAAAAGGAAUACUAACAAACUUCUUGAUGAAUCAGUAUAUUCAGAAAAAAUUUUCAAACUAAAUGAGAACAUGAUAUGCAGUUUAGCUGGGAUCACAGCUGAUGCCAAUGUUCUGACUAAUGAGUUAAGGCUUAUUUCUCAAAGAUAUUUGUUACAAUAUGGAGAAACAAUUCCUUGUGAACAACUUGUCUCGUGGUUGUGUGACAUCAAACAAGCAUACACUCAGUAUGGAGGUAAAAGGCCGUUUGGAGUAUCCAUAUUAUAUAUGGGUUGGGAUAAGCACUAUGGAUAUCAACUUUACCAGUCUGACCCAAGUGGAAAUUACUCUGGUUGGAAGGCAACAUGUAUAGGGCAUAACAGUGGUGCAGCUGUUUCCAGUUUGAAGACUGAUUACAAAGAAGGUGAAAUGACAGUGAAAGAUGCUUUGGCUUUGGGUAUCAAAGUUCUAAGUAAAACAUUAGAUACUGCUAAGCUUUCAGUUGAUAGAGUUGAAGUUGCGACAUUAUCUCAAAAGAAUGGAAAAUGUGUUACUUGUAUCCUACCUACUGAAGAGGUUCAAGAACUUAUCAAUGCAUAUGAAAAAUCAGAAGCUGAGGCUAAUGCUUUAAAAAAAGAAAAAACUCCAAAAUCUUAAUAUAUUUAAUUUUUUUUUUACUGGAAUAAGCUAGCAUACUUUACAUGCAUAAAUGUAUCUCUAUAUAUAUUUUUGUAUGUGGUAUGUAUACAUUUAAUGAUAAAAAAUAAAAUUAAUUUAAUUUAC
Molecule: messenger RNA, 1061 nt
Organism: Nezara viridula (southern green stink bug)
Lineage: Eukaryota; Metazoa; Arthropoda; Insecta; Hemiptera; Pentatomidae
Source: the annotation of a GenBank genome assembly